CCACAAAAUUUAUUACAGCACCCAGUAAUAAAACACUGCGUCACCACUUUAUUUCAAAAUCUUUCUUCCAAAAUUAAAGAUAAAUUAAAAUAAAGACAAGAUCAAUCAACCGUAUUAUUCGCUCCAUUGCUCAAAAAAAAAAAAAAAAAAAAAAAAAAAAAAAAAAAGUAGAUAAUUAAACUAAGGAGAGAGAAAAAAUCGCAGCUGAAUUAUAGAGAGAGAAAGUAGAGAGAGAAAAAAUGGUGAACAAGUGAAGUAUAGCAGAAAAGUAUCAACUCCAAUGCGAUCGAGCAAGAUCAUACUUCUCAAUUUUUUCAUUUUUAUUUUUCUGGGGUUAGUAUAACGAAUAGAGGAGCAGCAGAUUAUGGCAGACUUGGAAAACUUACUCCUAGAGGCAGCUGGAAGAACUGGAGGAUCAGGUAGAAGCAGGCACUCGGCUCCUUCAUCAAGAAGGCGACGUGAAAAUGCCUAUUCAGAUGAUGGGAGUGACUCCAAGGAUGAGGAUUCGGAUGACAAUCGGGGUUAUGGAGGAAGGAAGUCCAGUGGACCCCAAGUCCCAUUGAAAAAGAGGGGUAAAGACAGAGAUGAUGAUCAGGGCAGUCAGGAUGAUGAGGAGGGUGGGGAAGGUUCUGGUCGUGGGGGUGGGGGUGGGGGUGGAAGUGGGGAUGAUUCGGAUGUUGGGAGUGAUCUAUACAAGGACGAGGAUGACAGACAACAGCUUGCUCAAUUGACUGAGCUUGAGAGAGAGUUGAUCUUAUCUGAUCGAGCAACGAAGCUAGAUGAUAAGAAGUUGCAUGAAAGAGUUAAAUCAAGGUGGAAGAAUGACAGUAAGCCUCAACCUAAGAGAGAAAGUACUCCUCCUUUAGCUUCCUCUCGUGGGGUACGUACAUCUGCAAGGUCUGCUGACCGAGCAGCUCAUAAGGGCGAUAAGGCUGAAGCUUUGAAUGAGUUGCGAGCAAAGAGGAUGAGGCAACAGGGAAAUGAUGCAGCCAGAGAUCGUUCAGGGUCCCGGGGUUACUCACCUGUCAAAAGAAAAGCUUUUACCUCUACUGGUCUGAGCAGCUCAAGCCAGAGCGACAGUGAAAGUGAUUCUCAGAGUGAAGAUGGGAGAUCAAAAAGGGGUGGGAGAUUAGAUGAUAGUGAUGAUGAGAUGUCUAAGCCCAAGUCGAAUAUCCCCACGUAUGAAGACAUCAAAGGAAUUACAAUUAGGAGGUCAAAGCUAGCAAAAUGGUUCAUGGAGCCUUUCUUUGAGGAGUUAAUUGUAGGUUGUUUCGUAAGAGUGGGCAUUGGUAUGAAGUCUGGGCAGAGCAUCUACAGGUUAUGCAUAGUCCGGAAUGUAGAUGCUUCAGACCCUGAUAAGCAAUAUAAGCUUGAAAACAAGAUGACUUACAAGUACUUGAACUGUGUGUGGGGUAGUGAAAGUUCUGCUGCUAGGUGGCAGAUGGCUCGAGUUUCUGACUCUCCUCCUCUUGAAGAAGAGUACAUCCAGUGGAAGAAAGAGGUGGAGCGCAACAGUGGAAGGAUGCCUACUAGGCAAGAAGUUUCAGAAAAGAAGGAAGAAAUCGAAAAAACAAACUCUUUUGUUUACUCUGCAGAAACUGUGAAGCAUAUGUUACAGGAGAAAAAAUCUGCUGCAACAAGGCCCUUGAACAUUGCAGCUGAGAAGGAAAGGCUGAGAAGAGAAAUGGAAGCAGCACAAUACAGGAAUGAUGAAGCUCAAGUGGCGAAAAUUAAGGCUAGGUUAGAGGAACUGGCAGCUGUUCGGCUAGCACAGGAUAAUAAAAAUUCCAAGGCGCACAGACUGUCAGAGAUGAAUAGAAAGAAUAGAGUUGAAAACUUCAAGAAUGCAUCAGAAGUGAAGCCAAUGAACGCUAACCUCAAAUCGGGAGAAGCUGGUUAUGAUCCCUUCUCUAGGAGGUGGACUAGGUCUAUUAAUUAUUAUUCUGCAGGUGAUAAGAACAAGGCAGCUGGUGGAGCUGAAGAAAGUGCCGAGAUCAAGGGAGGAGAGAAGUCUGGAGUUGUUGCCACAGUAGCAGCCUUAGAGGCUGCCGCUGAUGCUGGAAAGUUGGUGGAUACAAUGGCCCCUGUGGACCAAGGGACAGAAUAUAAUAUGCUGCACAAUUUCGACUUACCAAUCUCAUUGAACACACUGCAGAGGUUUGGAGGAGUGCAGGGUGUUUUAUCAGGAUUUAUGGCUAGGAAGCAAAGGCUUGAGGCAACAAUGGGACUUCAAGUCCCAGAGAAUGAUGGUCGUAGACAUGCAUUGACUCUGUCAGUGAGUGAUUACAAAAGGCGAAGAGGUCUGCUAUGAGUUAGUGUUUGCUUAGUAUCUGUUCAUGUUGGACAUUUGGUUUAUACCCAGGACAGAAUCCCAGAUGGGUUUAUUGAUGGGUUGUCCAACUAUUGUAAGUUUGUAACAUUAGAAUCCACACACACUAUUUAUUUUCCAUUAUGAUCUAAUAACCUCAUACUCGUAUUUCUGUAGUGCUCCAAGCCUAUAAUGUCUCUGGUGAACUCGUGUAUUAACUGAGAUGGACUCAAUUCAGGUUAUAGUGGUAUUACUUCUUGUGGUAUUCAUCCUCAUUCCUAGCUUGUUUUUCAACAGCUUUUCGCUUGCUUGUAUCAUAGUUGAUUAGUUGAAAACUC
Molecule: messenger RNA, 2646 nt
Organism: Chenopodium quinoa (quinoa)
Lineage: Eukaryota; Viridiplantae; Streptophyta; Magnoliopsida; Caryophyllales; Amaranthaceae
Product: protein RTF1 homolog
Exons: 2
Coding region: 365-2311 (648 amino acids)
Cellular component (GO): Cdc73/Paf1 complex
Molecular function (GO): DNA binding; RNA polymerase II C-terminal domain phosphoserine binding
Source: RefSeq, a predicted model, not a curated record